GGCCGCGCCGAAGGCCGGGCGGGCCGCAGAGGUAGACCAAGACCACCAUUAUUUUGCCGUUUCUGAAAGUGUUUGAAGGCAAAAAUUCAGGUGUUGCUGGGAGCAAUGGAAGGUCACAAGGCAGAAGAAAAAGUGUUAGAUAUUCUUCGACUGAACGUCAGUGGCUGUAUUUAUACAGCCAGACGGGAGUCCUUGUGCCGCUUUAAAGAUUCCAUGCUGGCAUCCAUGUUCAGUGGUCGUUUUCCUCUAAAAACAGAUGAAUCGGGGGCUUGUGUUAUUGACCGUGAUGGACAUCUAUUUAAAUACCUUUUGGAUUAUCUUCAUGGAGAAGUUCACAUUCCCACAGAUGAGCAAACCCGCAUUGCUCUGCAGGAAGAGGCGGAUUACUUUGGCAUCCCUUAUCCGUACAGCUUGUCUGACCACUUGGCCAAUGAAAUGGAGACAUAUUCUUUAAGGUCAAAUAUAGAACUUAAAAAGGCUCUAACAGACUUCUGUGAUUCAUAUGGUUUAGUUUGCAAUAAGCCAACAGUCUGGGUUCUCCACUAUCUUAACACAUCUGGUGCAAGCUGUGAGAGCAGAAUUAUUGGUGUAUAUUCCACAAAAACUGAUGGAACAGAUGCUAUUGAUAAGCAGCUGGGAAGAAGAAUUCACAGUAAAAGCAUUUUUAAAAGAGAGGCGGGAAAUAAUGUUCAGUACAUUUGGAGCUAUUAUUCAGUAGCUGAACUGAAGAAAAUGAUGGAUGCCUUUGAUGCCUGGGAAGGAAAAGGUGUUAGCUACUGGCGGGUGCCUCAUGAGCUGAUAGAAUGUUGGACUCUGGAAGAGCGGCCCUUACUUGGAAGCCUCCAUCACAUGGCCCCAAUUCGAAAGAGGAGACUGAUGGCGUUCAACGAAGAGGAAGACGAAGGUGUGAAUUGUAAGACUGGUCCCAAGCCAGUCAGAUUUCUGGGCCCUUCCACCAGCACCCAAAUUAAAGUCAAGAACUCGGCGUCGGUCAGGGUGUCCCCGGCUGGCACCCUGCAGUCUGCCUGCGGAAAGGCAGCGCUGCGCUCCGAGCCGCCCAAGGCUCCGUCCCCGAAGGGCACUGCGCUGCCGGGGCAGCCCCAGGCUCCUCGUGGGGCCGGGAGCGCUGAAAACGGAGCCGCGCACCCACCUCCCGCCAAGGUCCUGCUCUCGGACAAGAAGGCCGCCCCGCCCCGAGUCAUAAAACUGAAGCGGACUCCCCUGUGCGCCGCUGGGCCAUCCCCGCCUGCGGGCGCCGCAGCCAGGCCCGCGGGGCCCCCGGUGUCGGCCUCGGAAGCCCCCGGCGCGCACGCGCGGACUGAAAACGGGCGGGGCCAGGCUGAUUGAUGGAAGCGUGGGCGCCGGACCUCCCGCUCGCCUCCCGGAGCACCUGACCGGUGCGCGGCACAGUAGUGGUGCUGUUUCUUGGUGCAGUAGGGUUGGGAACUUGGGUUUCUCUUUAGGAUCAUUACGGGAAAAAUGAAUUGUGUCACGUGGGAAUGGAAGAGGGAGACUUUAAGUGGUUGGGCCUAUCUUCUCCCAGUUUUGAAAUGGUUGUCUACUGACAGUUUGAAUUCAGGUUUUUAAUUUUUUCUUUGAUGGUUCAUUGGUGUAAAGGCAACAAAACAUACAGUGAAAUCAUCACUAGAGAAGUCCACCUUGUUGGUGAAUAAUUAUAGACUAGGCACUCCUAAUGUUACUCAUUGCUGCCCAUGGCUGAAUGGGGUUCCAUAUUCCCUUCCCUGUACUGUGUCACAGCCAAGAGAUUUGAGAGAAAAUGCAGACCCAGGUGAACUCCCUGCAGGUUUUAUUCUGUCUCAGAGGUCUUCCUGAAAAGAAAUGAGGAGGGGAAAAAAAAGUAAUUUAAGAUCAUACUUUGACUCAAUUGAACUUUUUUCUUUUCCUAGAUUGUUUUUUUCUUACUCUUUUUUGCUAGCAGAUUUAUUUAUAGAGCACAAGAAGAUGUCUUGGAAUGAGAACUGUGUAGCACGUCUUCGGAAUGAAUCGUUAAAAUAUUUUAAUUUGGAUAGUGAAGUUCUGAAAGUACUUUGAAAAAGAAGUUAAACGUUAACUUUUAACUAAAGUUACUACUUGUUUCUCAGGAAUGACCACUGAGGAGUCAUUCUGACUAUACAAUAUGAUUUUUAUGCAUAAAAUUCCCACUUAACUUGAACUUAAUAUUUUUAAACAGAAUAUUUUGAUUAAUCCUCUAUUUUUUCACAACUCUUCAGUUGUAUGUGUUUACUCUUACAUGUUAAGUUUUAUAAUUGGAUCCCAUAUUUCUACCUUCAGUAAGCAGUAUGCCUUCAAUGUAUUAAACGUUAAGUUCAUAAAGCAGGGUAUUUUUUAUUCAGUGCUUAUCAUUGUACUUGCAUUACUUUGAAAGAGUAAACAUACUCAAAACAUUAUUUCUUACAAAAUAAAGUAAAAAUUUUCCAUGAAAAGUAACAUUUUCCAUGACUGUACUUAUUUUUAAGCCUUAGAACCCUUUGAGGUUUUUUGUUUAUGUAGUUUAUUUAUCAUAAAAUUCCUUUCUUGUCUAGGUAAUAUAUGAAAUAAUUAAACCAAUUUUGGAUAGCUAUCCAGAUACCAGCAGCCUUUUAUUAGGUGUUUUAUUUGGCUAGGAAAAAAGUGAAUAUUCAGCUGAUGGUUCGUGAAUGACAUUCCCCUGUGGAAUAUAAAAGUAGUCACCUUGAAAAAUAGUAUUACAAAGAAUCCAAGCAUUCUGAAAAUCAAAGAUCACAGUGAAUUUUGAGAACUUCCAUUUCAGACAUUACUAGUAUUGCUUGAUCUAGGACAUUUUGAAUUGCUGAUUCACAUAAGAAUAUUUUAUGCCAAUGGUACCAAUGAACUUGCUUGAUGCAGGGUUGCCAUGAAAUCUUCAAUCUGUAAAAAAUGCAGUAUUUAUGAAGCACAAUAAAGCAAAGUGCAAUUA
Ailuropoda melanoleuca (giant panda) is the source of this 2935-nucleotide messenger RNA. RefSeq names its product potassium channel tetramerization domain containing 18 (gene KCTD18). Lineage: Eukaryota; Metazoa; Chordata; Mammalia; Carnivora; Ursidae. The coding region runs from base 106 to 1347 and encodes 413 amino acids. Gene Ontology annotation, biological process: protein homooligomerization. The record is from RefSeq and is a predicted model, not a curated record. The transcript is spliced from 7 exons.